UUUGUUUUAAGAGGUGUGGGUCCGCGCCGAAAAGUCCGUGAUAAACCGAGGUGGUCCAUAAAUAUUUUGUUGAUUUUAAAAUCAUUUAUUAGACUGACAUGGGAUUGUCUAAACUCAUGCUAUAUUUUUAAAUCAAUCUUUUUUUAAUGGCGCUCACAUCAUUUAACUAUUCUUGUGUUUUUAUAUUAUUUCGUUACAAAUUUUUCAAAAUACUAUUUAAGCCAUAUUUUCAGUUGUGAACCUUAUUUUUCAAUAAAAAUGCUCAAACAAAACAUCUAUCAACAUUCCAUUUCGUCUUCUUCCAGUGCUCAGCCCGAACAACAGGAAUCAACGCGAUAUGACGUCUUUGAACUUGCUAGCGAGAACCAGCCUCAGACAAGCCUGCUGUUAAAGUUGACGGACGAAUGUAGUGCUGCCAUAAGGAAUGCUGCCAAUUCAAAGUGUCCUGUCAGGAUGCACAUUAAGGACGGAGUAGCUACUAUUGAAAUAUGUGACAGGGAUGGGGCAUGUGUCAACUUCAAAUGUUCAUUCCAAAAUCAGCCGGCGACAGACACGAUAUGCUAUGAUCCUAAACAGAAUGUCUACAGGAAUGUUGGGACGACUACAACGACUAAAAUACAGGUUCAAGCUACCGACAAGACCUUCGCUGAGAUGAAAGAAAAGACUCAACGGCUGGUCGAGGCAGAACAACAAAGGAAAGCCAAGGAUAUUUCUAAAAUUCAACGGCCUUCAGCAGCUUCCAAAAAGCCAAUACUAAACCAGUCGAGCAACAGCCUUAUCAAGAAAAAUGUGCCAGCGACUUUUGGACAUUCCAACACCAACAAUAUCCUUGCUAAAUUGGGUGCAUUGAAGAGGCAUUCUCCUUCGCCGUUGAAUGUUGCUGCUGCAAAGGUCAAACGUGUUGAAAAGCCAUUAGAAAGGCCGACGCCGUUGCCUUCAAAAGAAGUUAAGAAUAUCAAACAAGAGGAGCCAGCUCCAAAGAGCAUGGAUAUGACAGUGAAAGCUGUUCGUUCUACUGAAGAUAAUGAACGCCAAAACACGUUGACGCAUUAUCCUAAGAAGAUUGAAUUUGCCGCUGCCAAUAAUGCCAAAAACGAUCCCUUCUAUGUCCCAAAAAGGAAGCCACUUCACCGGCCACCUUCAAUUUCGCCAGCGUCUACAACGACUUCAACACCAAAAACUAUUUCCCCGCCGCUUGCCAUGGCUAGACCUGCUUCUGUCGACAGUGCCCAAUUGCAGCAUAGUUCUUCUUGCUCUCCAGAAGAUUUAAUUAAUAAUCAAGAGGAAAAUGGCCGUCAACAAGAUGAAGGAUCGAUGACUUUGCCAACUAAACUUUCUUGUGAUUGGUCUCUUAAAUUUGGAAAGAUUGCUAAUAAAGAAGAAGCUAAAAGAUAUCAUGGGAUCUUUAAGGAGGAUUAUCCAGAAUAUCGCAAAUGCUAUGAUUUGAUGGAAAAAGUCGCUGUUGAAUUCCGUGCUCUUCAAACAAAAUUAACUUCUGCCAAGUCAGAUGUUGAUCGUUUUGAGGUUGAAGAUCAAAUUAGAAGCAAAUUCGCCUCUUAUCAAUGCAAUCAAGACUUUCUUCAACAGCGUGUGAGGCACAGUGAUUUGCGUGCAAAAUUGGAUUUGUUAAAAUGCCGUCUGAAGGAAUGGAGCGAUAAAGAGAAGAGUGGAUAUAAGAUGGAGCUUUGA
Messenger RNA from Meloidogyne enterolobii, 1689 nucleotides. Lineage: Eukaryota; Metazoa; Nematoda; Chromadorea; Rhabditida; Meloidogynidae. The record is from the annotation of a GenBank genome assembly.